GGGAGAAGGAAGGCGGAGGGCGGGGAAGGCACGGAUCCGCACCGCCCUCCGCGGGGCCCCGCGCAGCGCUCUCCAGCAGCCGCCUCCGCUUCCCAGCGCGCCCCGAGCAGAGGCUCAAACUGAAAGUAAAUUUUUUUAAAAAAGAAACAACCUCGCAAACCGAAGCAAACUCCAGCAAAGAUCCGCAACAAAACAGCCUCCAACCCAACAGCACAGCGACCGGGGUACCAGGCGGUAGCUCCUGUGAAGCAGAAUAAAGAUGGCAUGGGACAUCAGUGCAGCAAAGGCUGAAGGCUUCAGACACACUGGUCCUGCUAACACCUCACUCUGACUGCCCUUGGCAUCCUGUGGGCCCGACAGUGCAACAUGGUCAGGAUGAGGAGGAAGAGGCUGUGGGCAUCUUGCAUCUGUUUUGCAGCUUUCUUUUUCCUUGUGGUGAUGCUCCAGAGCCAUCCAAAAAGUGGAAGUGCUGUGAGCCAAAGCUGUCUGGUGGGUCUGAGUUCCAUCAUUCUUGCAGCUGUUCCUGGGGUGGCAUUAAGCACUGCCCGUGAAGAUGCACAUGCAAAAAGCCAUCCAUAUGGUAGCAGGAAGGUCACUGCCUUGCAGAGACUAACAGCAGCUUCUGUGUACCCUGUGGGAUCACCUCAGGACACUUGUUCCGUGGGUACUACCUGCAGAAAAGAGUGGUGUUUUCACAAAUACCAGAACUGCUGAAGCCUGAUACUUCUCUCCCAUGGCUGAUGGCAGACACUGUUGGAGGCUUCUCCUGUGAGUGGACUGUUUUUAAAGCUCCUCAUAGGUUUUUUGAUCUAUAAAUGAUGGUUUACCGGAAAGUCUUUUACAUCUCUGCAUACAGAUUUUUUUUCUUCUUCCUGGCCAUGAAACUGUAGUUAAGUUUUCUUUAAGACUCAUCUGCAUCUGAUAUAUUCAGUCACUGGUUUAAAAAUAAAGAAGCAUGGGCACAUGAAGACCUAAUUUUACAGAUGAUUUCUAGAAGAAACUUAGCUACUGUAUGGCUUAUUUUGAGAAAAAAAGCAGAAUUCAUGUUGUUCAAUCAUGUGUGACAUGGCCAUAUCUCAGUACAGAAAUUUAUUUACUUCCCCUUCCUUACCUAUUCAAAUUGAAGCUCUCUCUGUUCUGAAGUAAAUCACCUGGACAGUGCUUCAGUGAAGUGCAUUCACUUCUUCAGCUGAUAGAAAUUUUACAGAGGCUUACUCACUACUUGAUACUUAAACUCGAUGUGUCAGGUGAAUGUUCUGGCUAACAGCAGUGAUGCACUGUGAUAUGUUUGUUUUUUUCCCCUGAAGGUUAUCACUGAACUGGGCAAUUCAGAGAGUAAGGCAGCAGCAGUCUUACACAGUGGCCCCCUGAAGCCUGAUGAGAGACAUGCUUCCCAGCUUAAGAAGAAGGAACUUUACAGCAACUUCAGGAUGGAGCCUGAUACAGAUCACUACCCCAUCCUGCUCUGGUGGUCUCCUCUGACUGGAGAGACAGGGAGACUGGGGCAGUGUGGUGAGGAUGUUUGUUUCUUUACUGUUAACAAGACUUACCAGCACAGUCAGCUGACGAGAGCUUUUUUGUUCUAUGGCUCGUUCAUUUCCUUUAUUUCACAAGGUACUGAUUUCAGUAUAGACAGCCUACCCCUUCCUCGAAAAGGCCAUCAUGAUUGGGCCCUUUUCCACGAGGAGUCACCAAAAAACAACUACAAACUUUUCCAUGAACCAGCUGUCACCUUAUUUAACCACACUGCAACUUUCAGCCGUCAUUCUCACCUACCGCUGACCACUCAGUACCUUGAGAGCAUAGAGGUCCUCACGUCCCUGAGACAUAUGAUCCCAGUGCAUAUGAAGAACAGCCUGAGGAAGCGGCUUGCACCACUUGUGUAUGUGCAGACUGACUGCAAUGCUCCUUCUGACCGGGACAGCUAUGUACGUGAGUUGAUGUGCCACAUUGAAGUAGACUCUUAUGGAGAAUGUCUGCAUAACAGAGACCUCCCUCAGUAUCUCAGAAAUCCGUCUGCCAUGGAUGAUGGGAACUUCUAUAAAAUACUGGCUCAGUACAAGUUCAUUCUUGCUUUUGAAAAUGCUAUCUGUGAAGAUUAUAUCACUGAAAAACUCUGGCGGCCUCUGAUGUUGGGAGUGGUACCUGUGUACUUUGGUUCUCCCAGCAUUAUAGACUGGCUUCCCAGCAACAAGAGUGCAAUAUUGGUAUCUAGUUUUUCACACCCUCGAGAGCUGGCCCACUAUAUCAGAACACUGGAUCAAAAUGACCAGGAGUAUGAGGCCUACCUGGAAUGGAAACUGAAAGGAGAAAUUUCCAAUCCAAGGCUGCUUACAGCAAUGAAGGAACGCAAAUGGGGAGUGCAAGAUAUCACUCAGGACAAUUACAUUGACACAUUUGAGUGCAUGGUGUGUAACAGAGUGUGGGAAAACAUCAGAAGAGAAGAAAAGGGAUGGCUGCCCCAGAGAUGGAGUGCUCACGUUAAACAUCUGAACUGCCCCAAACCUGAGGCUUUCAGGUUCUCCUCUUCAAAUCCCAGCCAGACCUCCCUCCAAGAGAUGUGGAUAGCAAGUUUUGAGCAGUCCAAGAAGGAAGCCUGGGCACUGAGAAAGCUGGUGGAAAGGAACAGGAAUUUUACAGCUAAAGAAUUUUGGAUGCUUGUAUUCAAAGAAUAAAUGCAACAACUGUGAAACAAAGUGAA
Molecule: messenger RNA, 2701 nt
Organism: Tympanuchus pallidicinctus (lesser prairie-chicken)
Lineage: Eukaryota; Metazoa; Chordata; Aves; Galliformes; Phasianidae
Gene: POFUT3
Product: fucosyltransferase 10
Exons: 6
Coding region: 1431-2675 (414 amino acids)
Cellular component (GO): Golgi membrane
Molecular function (GO): alpha-(1->3)-fucosyltransferase activity
Source: RefSeq, a predicted model, not a curated record